CAGCUCCCGCGGCGGAGCAGGAGCCGGAUGGUCAGAGGAGCCCGGCAGCCCCAGCAGCCGCGGAGUCGCCUGGCCCCCAGACUGACUGGCACAGUGGAGAAACCACCUCGAAAACGGAAAAGCAGUGUAGUCUGUCCAUUGCAGUCCUUCUGUAGGUCAUCAUCAAACAAGUGGUGUUGAUCUCUAGGAGACGGAACUCUGCACUUCUUGGACUGAAUUUGCUCUUAAAGAAAUCAUGUCCUCUGGAGGUGCUGAAGAUGACAUCCCACAGGGAGAGAGGAAAACAGUUACAGAUUUUUGUUAUCUUCUGGAUAAAUCUAAGCAGCUGUUCAAUGGGUUAAGAGAUUUGCCACAAUAUGGACAGAAGCAGUGGCAGUCCUAUUUUGGAAGAACUUUUGAUGUUUACACCAAACUCUGGAAGUUCCAGCAACAGCAUCGACAAGUCUUGGAUAAUCGGUAUGGCUUGAAGCGGUGGCAAAUAGGGGAAAUUGCUUCUAAGAUUGGGCAGCUAUACUACCAUUAUUACCUACGCACAUCUGAGACCAGCUAUCUGAAUGAGGCGUUCUCCUUCUAUUCUGCGAUCAGACAGAGAUCCUAUUAUUCUCAAGUCAAUAAAGAGGACAGACCUGAGUUGGUAGUUAAGAAGCUACGAUACUAUGCGAGGUUUAUAGUAGUUUGUCUUCUUCUCAACAAAAUGGAUGUUGUGAAGGAUCUGGUGAAGGAAUUGUCUGAUGAAAUUGAAGAUUACACUCACCGCUUUAAUACUGAAGAUCAGGUGGAAUGGAACUUGGUGCUUCAAGAAGUAGCAGCUUUCAUUGAGGCGGACCCUGUAAUGGUAUUAAAUGAUGACAACACCAUUGUGAUCACGUCUAAUCGCCUUGCUGAGACAGGAGCCCCAUUGCUGGAACAGGGCAUGAUCGUGGGGCAGUUGUCUCUGGCCGAUGCGCUCAUUAUUGGUAAUUGUAAUAACCAGGUUAAGUUCAGUGAACUAACUGUUGACAUGUUCCGGAUGUUACAAGCCCUGGAAAGGGAGCCAAUGAAUUUAGCUUCCCAGAUGAAUAAGCCAGGAAUGCAGGAAUCAGCUGACAAGCCUACCAGACGAGAAAACCCCCACAAGUAUCUGCUGUACAAACCAACCUUCAGCCAACUCUACACGUUCUUAGCAGCAUCUUUUAAGGAGCUGCCUGCCAAUAGUGUGCUUCUGAUUUACCUGUCAGCCACUGGCGUUUUCCCCACAGGUCGUUCUGAUAGUGAAGGUCCUUAUGAUUUUGGAGGGGUACUUACUAAUAGUAACCGGGAUAUUAUAAAUGGAGAUGCCAUCCAUAAACGAAAUCAAUCCCACAAGGAAAUGCACUGCCUUCACCCUGGAGACCUCUACCCUUUCACAAGGAAGCCCCUGUUCAUCAUUGUGGACUCCUCCAAUAGCGUUGCGUAUAAGAAUUUCACAAACUUAUUUGGACAGCCACUAGUCUGCUUGCUUUCUCCUACAGCAUAUCCAAAAGCUUUACAAGAUCAGUCUCAACGAGGUAGCCUCUUCACUCUCUUUUUGAACAAUCCUCUAAUGGCCUUCCUAUUUGUCUCUGGAUUGUCAAGCAUGCGUAGAGGCCUGUGGGAAAAGUGUCAAGAAUAUCUUCGAAAAAUCAACCGCGAUAUUGCCCAGCUUCUGACCCAUUCACGUUCAAUAGAUCAGGCAUUUCUCCAGUUUUUUGGAGAUGAAUUUCUUCGCUUGCUUCUCACAAGAUUUAUCUUUUGUUCAGCCACCAUGAGGAUGCACAAGAUUUUUCGGGAAACAAGAAAUUAUCCAGAAUCAUAUCCACAACUGCCAAGGGAUGAAACUGUGGAGAACCCUCAUCUCCAGAAGCACAUUUUGGAAUUAGCCUCCAUCCUGGAUGUUCGAAACGUGUUCCUGGAGAAUACCAUAGAUGACUAUUAAAACAAAAAUUCUCUUGUCAAAACAAGUUUUCAUUUGCCACAGAUUUUAAAUGGUGCAGUUUUCUAAUGGGAUGACAGACACACAGUGGUGUUACUUAGUUUUUAUUUUUUAAUUUAGGACCACCAUUUUAAAAACAAACUGAAAAAAUUGUUCAAACUUUUAGGGUAACUGUUUUAAAAUACAAUCUUUCAGGUGUUUUAAAAAACUCGAUUAAUCUUGGAAUUUUUAUUUUUUGGUUUUGAGGUGUGGAUACUUACUUCCAACAUCUAAUCCUGCACUCCAGUAGUCACUAUUCUCACCCUGAGAAGAGUAAAUCAUUUAUUUUUGUAUAAUGAGGAAAAUCCAACUUGGACCUUAAAUGUGUGGAUUUGGAAAAUAUGUAAUUGUACACAAAGAUGAAACUAGCCAGCAUGGACUACCAAAAAUCAGGAACAGAGUCCUUCCAUAAUAUUUCUUUUCAUUCCAAGUUAGUAGGUAGAAACGUGUGAUUCUUUGAAGCAUAAUCGAGACAGUUGUUGACAGUUCAUUUGAUUUGUUUAAAUACUGUCAAAAUUUCAGAAACCGUAUAGAAGUGAUUUGAUCUGAAAGUAAAUCUUUAACUGGGGUCUUGAGAUGAUAAAUAUCCGUUUGGAAUGUGUGAGUCCUGUGUUAUCGCAAGAUAUGUUUGCAUAUUUUAUUUUCUUUAUAGUCUUUGAAUGCUAGAAAUGAAAAAGAACAACUUUUAAAUAUUUAAGUCAAAACAUCAGAUUGUCAGUUUCAUAAUACAGUGUUUCCAGUAGGAAUUCUAUUUAAACUCUUAAUUCAUGAGAUCAAGUUUAAAGACUAUCUAGAUUGAAGUCGGUGGCGUACGGUACAGAGGUUGUAAUCUUUUCACCUAGUUCAAAUUUAUGAGACUUCAAGGUCAGAGAUGUUAUUAAUUUUAGUUGAAGGUAACUGAGUUGUUAUUUAACCUAAAAUGGAAGUUGCUUUUGCAUUGUCAGUUGGGAAAUAAGAUUUUUUAAAACUCCUUGUAUUUAAUAUUUUAUAUUCAUGCACAAGUUUUUUAUUAUUUUAAGUAGGACUCAGUGUAUAAUGUAAAGUUUUUUGUGUUUUUCUUCCCUGUCUUCCCCUUCAUAAUUUCACAGGCACUAGCUAUGUUUAUUUUCCUUCUUUGGACUCCGCAGCAUUCAGAUUCAGAAAUCUAUGAAUCAAAAGCCCUUCUAGCUAGUUUUCUGUGCAGGCUCGAGUUCUACCUCUGGCAGUCCCAGGGGAAAUGAAGUGACUGCUUUUGGUGCCUCUUUCCUGUGUCCCUGGGGAAAUUUUACUGUACAGUUUUUCACCUCGUUUUCAUUUCUGGCACAGAGCAUUAUUUGGGUCUAAGUUAUUCAUCUACCUGUUCCAAUUUGCUGAUUUUUCAUCUGAAGUCUUGAAGUUAUUCUUUGGUUUGGGGGACUUUGUGGUGUUUCAUUUUUUUAAUUAUUUUUGUUUGUUCUUUUAAACAUUAUUUCAAAAAGCUUUGGAAAAGUUACCCUGGAGAGAGAUUUUCUUUGCUCUGGGUUGUUUUUCAUUAUCAGAUAAAGACUGCUUUCCUUUCAUUUCAAUACCUUAAUAAACUUUGUAGCUUUCCUUUGGUAACAGAAGUCACUGGACUACAGCAAUAGACUAUCCUUAAUUGUGUGACCUUUUUUCAGUACCCCUGAAGUUCUGUGCCAGUAGUGUUCCUAACAGCACAUGUUUUCAUGUUCUCUGAUGCGUAAAAUAAUAUUUCUCAUCCUGAGCUUUGUCCUCACCUGUUUAGCGUAAAGAACACUGGUCUGAGAAGUAGGAGACCUGAGUUCUAAUCCUGGCUUUCCUGGUAACUGGCUUUAUGCCCUUUGACUAGUGUCUUCACGUCUCUGCUUUUUAGCACUCUCCUCUGUAAAAUGCAGGUGUUGGCCCGAGGUCCUAACCAAUUCUAUGGUUCUAUAAUUUGAACUCUUGGUUCCGAAAGAUAAGUGAUUUCCCCACCCUUGCCACCUGAAAAUCUAGUUUCCCUGAUUUUAAGUGUAUCUAACAUUUUCUUCCUAGAUCAUAUUUACCUAGUUUUUGGCCAAGAAAAUACUGGGUCCCACUGAGUUGUAGAAACUAGUUCAGAGAGAGAAUCUCCUGCAGAAAUUAGAGCUUUUGUGAUUAGAAACAUGUUUGAGAACAAGGGGUCUUAGAAAUCCCAUUAGGGUUUAGGUGAUGACAUUGCUCCUUAAGCUAAUAGUAGUGUAAUUCCUUACUGGUACUUAAAAAUCUGAAGUGAACUGAAAUGAUCUUGAGAGAAAAGCUGCUAGAAAAUUCUAAACUGUUUCACUCAUGCCUCCAAAAAACUUCUAUUGAACAACAACUAUGCGCCAGAUUUUGUUCUGGGCAUUGAGGAAGCAAACAAAGUAACUGAAAGGUCUUUGUCUUCAUGAAGAUUACAUUCUAGUGGGAGGAGUAAGGCAGUAAAUGUAAUAAAUAAGUACAUUAUGUUAGAAAGUUGUAAGGAGUAUGAAGAAAAUAGAGAGAAUGGUAAGGGAAAUUUUUUGUUUAUUUUUGGGCAAAGAACAAUGUUGAAAUGAGUGAUCAGGGUAAGCCUUAUUGAGAAGAUCACCUUUGUGCAAACACUUCAUAUUUCUUUGUCUUUUCUUUCUUUUUUCUACUUUUUAUUAUGAAAGUUUUAAACAUACACAGAGUUUAAUGAACCCUCUUGUACCCAUCACCCAGCUUCUACAUUUUAAGGCAUUACUUUAGUCAAGGAGGAAGAGACGUAAAAGGACAAUCACCCAAUGGGCUCAAGAUGGCAGUGGCAAAGAGUCUCAUUUUACAGUGGGUACCGCUCCCCUUUAUAAAUGUAAAAAUGUUAAGCCCUUUAUUUAUUUAUUUUUAGAACUUAUAGAAAUUUAAAUAUUGGAACUAAGAACAAAGCAAAGCAAUGGGAUUGAGCACUUGUUUGUUUUCAAAUUGCACAAACUCCCCCUGGAGAUUCUGAUACACAGUCUCUCACCUCCCUGAAGAAUCAUUGUAAACAAAACAGAAAGUAUAAGGUUGCAAGAAGUCGGUCAUACACAAAGCAAAACUAAGCACAAUGGAAUUAUUUUCUCUUUCUUUAUCCAUGUAUUUCCAAAGUUAGUCAAGCAACUACCCCUAUUUUACAGAAGAGAAAGCUGAGACCCCAAAAAGCUAUCAGAUUCUUUGUAGUGAUAGAGCUACAAAUAAAACACAUCUCCUGAUCUCAGCUCAGUCUUUCUGGCAGCUCAGGCUGCUUUCUGUAAUGAAUGAGAAAAGAAAGAAUUAGAGAUUUAUAUUUUGGCACAAAGGUUAUGAUAUUUUUUUAAUAUAGCAAAUAUUGAAACCAGUAAGUCAGCUCUAGCAAAUUUUUCUUUAUUAAUUAUAAAAAAAUCCACAAGCGAGACAUUUUAUCUUUGGUUUUAGCCAGGAUAUAUUCUUCGUUGUGUGUGUGUGUGUGUGUGUGUGUUUUCCUCCUAGGAAGUGGUGCUCUCAAAACCCGUCAAAGCACAUAGAAUUUAUUGUACCCUUUCUAUUUUUACCAAGUUGAAAUGUUUUGAGAUUAUAAAAGCCAAAUGCAGUCUAGUCAGGACUGAAAUUUUCCUGAUACAGAGUCUGGGUUUUAUUUUUUCCUCACUUGUGGCUACUGCCCUUUGUUUUCUUCUUGUGCUAGAAUUCCCUGAAACAUACUAGGUGACAAUGGAACUGAGUUUCAUUGAGGUGAAGGAAAAAAGCUACAAGGCUGAUUUAUAUAUCACUAUGGAGCUUUCUUUAGCAUUCUUUAAGUUCAAUCUCUGACCUUUGUGACUUAGUAACUUUCUGUCUCUUAGAAGGGGUUUGGACUCAGUUGAAAAAUCUUGUGCUUAGUUAUCCACGGAGACUUGUAAUCAGCCGGAUAUACAGAGAACAUUCUGGACUGGAAAUAGAGUGAGGUACCAAGGUCUGCAAACUUGGCUACUGCCAGUGAUUCAGAACCACCUCCCCACCCUAAGUGAGUAAAAAGAUUUGAUAUGAAUAUGAAUGGUAUGAAUCUCCUGGUGAUAUUUUGGGUGUAUAUGUUCCUGUGUGUGUGUUUGGAGAAUAUAAAGGGUAUUUACGUUGAGGGCUCUUUUGUUGACCUUAUUUAUUUGAAAUCUUUAUUUUAUUUGUAAUGGCAUGUGUAUAUUUUGUGAUGCUCAAUGCAAUCUCUGUGUAUACUUUUUGUAUAUAUGUACAUAUUUGUAAAUAUACUGGUAUGCAGUGAUACAGUAUGUGUAUAUUAUAUACCCAUACCCAUUGUGGGCUGAAUUUAUUUAAGUUCUGUGAGGACAUCAUAGUGGCAUUGUUCAUGCUGCUGUUAAUUAGGUUGUGACUGUAUCUCAUUCAUAAGCCUCUAUUUUGAGGGGCUUGUGUUUGGGUAAAUUGGGCUACUUUGGAGUUGAAAUUAGGCUAUGAAGAUCUUAACAGAAAGCUGGAUAUUCUUAGCUUUAAAAUCAUCUGCCAAUUUUCAUUUAAACUGAGGAUAAAUUAGUGAUAUAAACCUGAAAAACCUAAGUAUGUGAAACUGAGACACCAGCAGGUUCUUAAGCUAUAUUAGUCCUUUAUUUUCUUGACCUCUUGUUAAGUAUUAUUACUGAGUAGUAUUUAUAUUGAGAAUCAAGGGACUGUGGAAAAAACUACUUUGAUCACAUUUCAAAAUAGAUAGGAAAAUGUCCUUUAAAUUGGGAAAUAUGUUCCUAGUUGCAAUUUCAAUACCUAAUACUGAAUUUUCAUUUUGGGACAAUUUUUUUUUUUUUUUUACUGAUGUGUCUCAUUUUAUGUCUGUCUCUGUGAGGCAGAAAAAGGGGCAUUAGCUAGGGAAAGGCUUUACCUAGGUGGGGUGGAAUUUAAUGUGGGACAGGAGGUUGUUAAUCUGUAUAUUUGCAGCAGCUGUGAUUAAUUUAGUCCUGUGUUGGCAUUUCCGACUAUUGAUUUUUCUUAUUGGUGUUGCAUAUCGAAGAUGAGUAUGCUCAUCUGAGAAUAUGCUUCCAGUGAAUAAAAUGCCUCCCGUUGUAUUUAUUUGUCUCUGUGAGACCACUUUUGUUCUGCAAAUUGAUGAUAUAUUCACACAUGAAAUAGAAUUCUUAAUAUUAGGUGCAUGGUGUGCUAUAAAAUCUGGGCCAUCAAACCUCUACCAAAGAUGACGGUGGGGGAGGAUAAAAGGAUAGUAAGUAUAUGCAGUGCCAACUUGUGAACCUAUGAAAUAUCAGAGUAUCAAUGUUGAGUUACUCCUGUCUUUACUGGGCAUGUUUAUUUGCAUGGAAGAGUGUAGGAGAUGUUUGAUAUGCAUUUGAAUACAUUCACUGCAGAAAUUAAGUAGAGGUUAUUUUUGCAUGAUAAAAUAUAACUGCAGAGCAACUGUUUACCCCAUUAUUCUUCAGAAGAGUAAAUCUAUGUGAUCCGACAGUAAAUUAUCUUAAAGAGAAGUUAGUUAGGAGUCAAUUUUACUACCCCAAAAAUGUUACAUUUGCCUCUUCACUGUAUUUUUAAGAAAACAGCAAAGUAUUCAUAACACUUCAAUUACACUAAGUUUAAAAUAAAGUUAUAAUAGCCUUUUUCUUAAAUAUUAAAUUUGGUAAUGUACCGUUUCUGAAAAAUCAGUGAAAGUGUCCAUGGUGUCUGAUGUUCUGUUGUUUUAGUAACCAAACCAUUUAUUGCAAUGGGAGAGUAGCAGAGCAGAUGUUGUGCUGUUUGGAAUUCGUGGAACUGACUCAGGCUUAAUGUGGACAUUGAUUCGAGGAGCUUAGCAGCAAUAAAAAGUGCAGUAGAUGAGAUUGACAUUGUGAGUCUGACCUCUAACAGUUGUAAAGCCAGUUACUUUGCAGUUAAACAAGAUAAGAAUUGCUUAGAAAACCAAGCCCUUUCGCCCCAUUCUCCUGUCCUCUUAGACAUUGAUACUCGAUACUUAUUCGUGCUAUACCUCUGGUUCUUUCCUGGAUACUCUGGCCACUUUACCUGAAAAAAAAAUUUUUUUUAAAGGCAGUUCAUCUUCCUCAAUCUAGAUGAUCAAAACAUAAUAUUACACUGUGUCCCAGCUUCACUGAGUUUUUGUAACACGGAGACAUAUUAAGCAUGCCUUGUGUUUAAGGAAUAAUAAUUGAUGUGUGAAUGGAAUCAGUCACCUACUGAAGGGGGAAGGGUGUCAGGAUGAUGUAGGGGGACAUGCCCUUAAUUGGGUAAAGAUAAAUCUAUUAAAUUAAGUAUAAUUAAUUUGUUGGUACCAUAGAAAUAUUUCCUUUGGAAUUCUGUAGAUAUGAAAUGUUUUCUUAUGCUAAAAUUGGUAUUUUUCACUUCUUAGUUUGGUUUAAUAUUGGCUUUUGAGAAGAAUUCCAUUUCUGCAUAACAUUGUUACUUAAUCACUUAUUGAAGUACCAUUUCUUAAUUUUAAAAUAUUUUGUUAAUUUCUUCUGUGGUUUUUUUUUUUUAAAGUUAUAUUUUAAAUUAGUUAUCAAACUUCGCUAAGCACUAUGAUUUUUUAAAACAUAUUUGAACAGUAGAUGCAGAAUUUUUAAUAGUUUGAAGUAAAUUAUAUUAAUUCUGCACUCCAGAUUCAUUUAAUCAUAAAGCCUGAAUUUGGUCAUAGAACGGACUAUACGUUGGAAAUAUUUUCCUAUUUUGGUGGACAAUUCCAGGCUAUCUCCUAAGACAAUCAUCUUUUGAGGUGUAGUAUUGUUUAUUGAGACAUUGGUAAUUUCAGGGUUCAGAUUUUUCCUUUUCUGAUGGGCUUAUGGAAUGAAAGUUAAUGGACCAAGUGAUUAUAUCACUUUCAGAAUGAGAUAGGGAAUUAUAGCUAGCCUUUCUAGAUCUGCAGUAAACAAUAUUUAAAAUUUUAUCUUCUAUCACUAAUAUUCUUUUCUCUUUUAAAGCUGUUGUGAAUGUCUACUUGUCCAUGAUUGAAAAUUAAGAUUUGUAAACAUUACAAUUUCACCCGGAAGUUUUCUCAAAUGUCAAAUCUGUACAGUCUAUAAAAUGUGAAAUGAUCAUAUAUGAUAAUCCCCAAAUAAAUACUUCCAAACCAUAGAGAAAUAACCACUGUAUUUUUAAAAAUCUUAUUCCUACCCUUCUUUGCAUGUUACUGAUUUUUUUAAUAAGUUAUAAAUAUAUGUUGUGAUGUAUUAAAAAUCUACAGGAAAAACUGCUUAAAAUGUUUUAGGGCAAUAAGAAUUUUUAUUACUGUUUCCUGAAGAAUUAGUUGUUUGUUUGUUUGUUUUUAACUAAUUUCUUUAUCUUAUCAGAAAGAACUUUUAACGGUUCAGCAAAAUAUUUUAGGGCUUUGUGUUCAUGGCUUUUUAUAGUUAUCUGGGUACAUUCCUUUUGCCACAUAGACCAUAUGGCUAGUUCUCCAACCGUUUUUUGUUUUUAAUAAACCUUGCUGUUCAACAGAGUCUUCUAUUUUGGAGGCUUCUCCCAGUUGAGGUAGAAAGGUCUUAGAUAAUAGGAAAGGCAGAUACAACGUCCUAACAUUUUCAUAGUAGAGUUUACAAGUAGAUAAAUAGGUUAUCUUCAUUGUGUAGCACCAGUACAAAUAGUAAUUUCAUUAAUCAUGGAAUCAGAUAAAGCAGUUAUAAAUAAUUUUAUACUUUGCUCUAAAGAUUAUUGUUAUUUCAGGCCACGUUAUUAUUUUCUCUCAGCAAUUUCCACUGUAAGGUUGAAUAUCCUUUUUCUUUAUUCACAUCAUCACUAAAGGUUAAGAUAAUCAAAUAAGAGUUAAAAUAAGUUAUGUUUGAUCUUUUUCCCUGAAAAUAAUGGUGAACCUAUUGUCUAUAUUAUGGAUAUUAGGCAGAAAUGCACUUGUUUCAAUCAUAGCAGAAAUUACAUUUGCAGAAUAUAAUUACUUGAUUUUCUAGUGGUGUGAAAUACUUAAAAAAUUGUGCUCGUCUGUAACUGAAAUGUUAUAGAAUUGUAACACUAUAGGGAUUAUAGAGUUAUAUUUAUUAGCUCUCCUCAAGAGAUUGAAGCACAAUAAUUUUCAUGUAACAGUUCUUAUCCAAGUGCUGCUAAUCUGUCGUGCAAAUAUGAAGCUAAUUGGUUGCCUAUCUAGCUAUUCACAAAUCACUGUAAUCCUUGAGACAUAGUCUUGUUGCUCAUUUGUAUUAAAUUUUGGGUGUUGUGGGUUAAUACUUUAGAACAAAAUCCAUCAACUCAGCUCUGUGAGACAGCAAAACAUUUGGAUUCAUUAGUUUUAUAUGUGUUAUCAGUAGAAUAAAUUUUGAAGGGGCUAUUUACUACCAGUGACUAAGGGGGAAACUUAUAUUGUCAACAUCAUUUGACUUGAACUUUUGUGGUAUUGUAAAAGUCUUGUCUGUUGUGUUUCUAAAUUGCUUAAGCCAUACAUACUUUUAAGGGUGUUUUCCCGUUUUCUUCCUUUUCAGCAGCCUUUUACUGCUUUGUCUGUUAUGGUUAAUAUUUCAUAGAUUUUAGAAAUUGAGAAGUUAUUGAAACAUUUUAUUUUCUUGAGUUCAUCACUUUUGACUCUUGUAUGAUAUGUGAUUUGUCAUAAAGGAUAGCAAGCCUUUUCACUAACUACUUCACUAAAAAUUUCAGAGUAAACACUGUGAUUCUGCAGAGAGACUCAGUAGGCCCUUGUCUUUCCAAUGUUUUCUUCUGUUAUAUGGUGCCUGCCACCUUGAGGGCACUUAGAUACUAGAGGCUGGAAAGUUAAAUGUUGUUUUGAUGUUUAUUGAAUAACAAGAUUACAGAAUAUUUGAUUUUUGUUGUCAAUGUAUGGAAGACAUUUUUGCAUUGAUAAAUGUUCUCUAGGAAUGUGACUAUAUUCAUCAGGUGUGAACUCUUGUAAAUGAAUUUUGUAUCUUGAAUCUACGUAUAU
Molecule: messenger RNA, 10772 nt
Organism: Equus quagga
Lineage: Eukaryota; Metazoa; Chordata; Mammalia; Perissodactyla; Equidae
Gene: SCAI
Product: suppressor of cancer cell invasion
Exons: 19
Coding region: 236-1933 (565 amino acids)
Biological process (GO): DNA-templated transcription
Cellular component (GO): nucleus
Molecular function (GO): transcription corepressor activity
Source: RefSeq, a predicted model, not a curated record